AUGACCACUUGGGCAUAUCCACCAAUACUCCCGGAGCAGCUGGAGCAUGAGGCAAACCGCGCGUUGGAAAGAGAACUAGAAUGGCUCCUGCGCUCCCUACAAGACUCGCUCGCUUCCUUGAAAGAAGGUCUCCGUGACUGCGCUGCAUUGCUUGCUCCGAAAGAACCGGGCUCGACAUUGGUCCUGUCAUCGCUACGGUCUGAAAAUGUGAAAGGCUUCGUGACGAGAGUCGGGACAAAGAUUGUGAAAGGGGAUAUCCAACUUCGAUUAAACUCCCUUCCCUCAUCCCGUGGCGCGGCAGGUACACGACUAUGCUUGUCGACCUCCCCCGCCGCCCCAGAACUCGUGCUCGACCAAAUGGUUGCUGUUAGGGAUUCGGUCAACCAGUGCCUCGAUAUAGUCGACGUUAGCACCUGGACUGGUGACCCGUUGAAUGCUACCUUUAUUUACAGUCAAUUGCACCUUUUGCAUGAAACCAUCACGGAGGCGCGGCAGAUGCUGAAAGGUGAAGAUGAUGUCAAGAGCAAGUGGUGGGAGACAAGUGCAGACGAGAACAUGUUCAAUCCCCCACUACCGCCCUAUCUCUCGUUCCACCUCUCUAUUGCCGAUUCGGCCCUUCUGCUAUGCCUCAGAACUUUGGAAACUACUGCAACUGCGCAUGCACCAACAGCCUUUGCUUCUGACAUUUCGUUAACUGGGUUCAACAUACGAGACCGACUCUUCGGGGCUAGGCAACGCCCUCACGACGAGGCAAACGACCUGUUUACAUGGAAGGGCGAGGAGGUGAGAGUCAAAGAAAAGAUUCGCUCGGCCCGUCACGAAAAUCGCAAAGAUGAGAUCUACGGCUUGAUCGACAAAAUCAAUGAGACAGAUGGGGAGCUGGCUGAGCUAAUGGAGGAUCUGAGUGUUCCGGAUGAAUAUUCUGGAGCUCUCAGUAUCGACGGUCCGGAAUUAGACAAUGCAUUCAGUGAGACUAUCGGCCAUCGAGACGAGCAAGCGCUAGAAUCGCGAGUUAGGACGGCAAGACAACAAUUUGGUGAUGAAUUACCGGAUGAUUAUUUGAAUGCCACGGAACUGAGACUGUACACACAGCUGUAUGGCGAGCCAAUCAUUCGAGCGGAACAGUUAAAAGUCGAACAGGAUGUCGAUGAGGAGCCCGAUAGACUUUAUCGUGAGGACGGGGAGGGUGGAUGGGAGGAAAUUGAAGUCGAGCCGGAAGAAGAGUCAGACGAGCCCAAGGUGGUCUACGACAUGGAAGUUGGUCCGCCAGUGAAGGAGACCAUUUCAAUGCAGCGGACAAGGGAGGUGGCCGAACAGCUUGGUGGAGAGAUCAUGCUGGAGGAAUUAAAAGACGAGGCAGCGGAUUCUACGCCACGUCUGCACCCUCUGACAACCGAAGGGAAAUUUGCGACACAUCCCAAAACCGUGAAUAUGCCAAAGGACAGCAUGACCAUCCCCAUCACUGCUGUCCUUUCCAACUACUCCAACAGACACGUUGCAGAAGUUGCGCAUCGCGUUUUUGGUGGAAGAUUGCUUCCCCAUUCUACGACAACGCCCCCUCCGCGCGCACAGAUCCCCCAGCUUCCGAUCCCUCUGCAGGCUUCCCAGCGUCACAUGGGUGAGAUGGAGGCAAACGCAUACAUCGCUGCUCUUUAUCCUGGAAUUUAUGCAUCUGCGCUGAGCACCUUGGUGGAGACUCGCAAGCGCCUGGGAACGGAUUGGAUACGCCGCUUGAUGACACAGGACGGUGGCCCGAAUGUGCUUGAUGCGGGUGGUGGAGGUGCUGGUAUUUUAGCUUGGAGAGAUGUUCUCCGUGCUGAAUGGGAUGCCAUGUACCCUGAUCGCUCGAAUACAGAACCUGUCCUUAUGGGUAGGUCAACUGUGAUUGCUGGGUCUGAAUCUCUUCAAGCACGUGCAAGUUUGAUGCUGGAAGAUACGACUUUCCUCCCUCGACUUCCGGACUAUGUCCAUGCGCGUGAGAAGCCGACUUUGGAUGACGAGAGAACUCCAAGGCGGAAACAAUAUGACAUCAUUAUCGCACCUCACACAUUGAUGGAAAUCGAUGAGGAAUAUCUGCGGAGGCAACACGUUGAGAACCUGUGGGCUCUCCUCAACCCCAAUGGUGGUGUACUGAUCCUCCUCGAAAAAGGCCGCCAAAAAGGCUUCGAGGCUAUCGCUGGUGCGCGUGAAAUGCUCCUCAACCGCUACAUCUCCAGCCCCGGGUCUACAGUGUAUGAUAACACGUUAGAUUCCCCCAACGACAGCACCACAGUGCGAAAAGAAACCGGAAUGAUUGUUGCUCCUUGUACAAAUCACGAAAAGUGCCCGAUGUACAACGGCCCGGGAAACAAGGGCCGUAAGGACUACUGCCACUUCGAACAACGAUACAUCCGACCACCCUUCCUGCAGCGCAUCAUAGGAGCCAGAGAUCGCAACCACGAAGAUGUCCAAUUCAGCUACGUCGCUGUCCAGCGCGGUAGAGAUCUGCGCCAAAGAGACGGGAUCGUGCAGGGUCCUCAGGCCGUGGAGGCCGCUUUUGCUGGCUACGAACACCUCUACGAUAUGGCCGCCGAAGAGGGCCUUCCUGAAGAGAGCUCCGAAACCGAAGCUGAAGCUUCAUCCGCACCACAGGACACGAACGUUCUCAUGGCUGAGCAGAGAUCGACAGAACCCACCGAUCCCUUCCACUCCCUCUCCCUCCCUCGCGUCGUCUACCCGCCCCUCAAACGUCGCGGCCACGUCGUCUUCGACUUCUGCACGCCAGCAGGUCAAAUCGAGCGCUGGACCGUCCCCCGCUCAUUCAGCCGCCAGGCAUACAAAGAUGCCCGCAAAGCCCGCUGGGGUGACCUCUGGGCUCUAGGAGCGAAGACACGAAUCCCCCGAAAAGUUGUGAUGGGCGAUAAGCACGGUGACGGAAAGAAGGAGCGGUUAGCGAAGCGCGCUGCUGCGAAGGAAGCGAUGCGCGAUGAAGAGGAAGGAUUUGAUGAGGGUGAAGACCCGGAGGAAGGUUCGAAGAAAUUGCCGGAUUUGCCGAUUCCAACUAAGAAGAAGGGAAUAACUGUGCCAAGUUGGAAGAAGCAUGCGGAUAAAAAGACGUUGAGACAGGCUUCGAAGAAGCGUUCUAUCGUUCAGUUGGCGGAUGAUAACUGGCAGUGA
Aspergillus ruber CBS 135680 is the source of this 3156-nucleotide messenger RNA. RefSeq names its product tRNA methyltransferase RSM22. Bases 1 to 3156 code for a protein of 1051 amino acids. NCBI's taxonomy places the organism in Eukaryota, Fungi, Ascomycota, Eurotiomycetes, Eurotiales, Aspergillaceae. Gene Ontology annotation, molecular function: methyltransferase activity; structural constituent of ribosome. Gene Ontology annotation, biological process: translation. Gene Ontology annotation, cellular component: mitochondrial small ribosomal subunit. The record is from RefSeq and is a predicted model, not a curated record. The transcript is spliced from 5 exons.